Penicillium argentinense is the source of this 843-nucleotide messenger RNA. Its product is annotated as oxidase ustYa family protein. Lineage: Eukaryota; Fungi; Ascomycota; Eurotiomycetes; Eurotiales; Aspergillaceae. The transcript has 5 exons. The record is from RefSeq and is a predicted model, not a curated record. The coding region runs from base 1 to 843 and encodes 280 amino acids. Gene Ontology annotation, biological process: mycotoxin biosynthetic process.
AUGUUCUGCGACAAGUCUCCAGAUCUAGUUCACCCAGAUGUCGAGACCACAAAGCGUCUCCUCGCCGAGGAAGAGGGCCACCUAUGGACCGGCGAUGACGACGAUGCCUGCAUAAACACCGCCUCAGCAUUCCUCCAAUUUAUAGCCCUUUCUAUCUGUUUCCUGGUCGGAACUCUCUUGGGUUUCUUUUGGAGAGGUGACCUGGAUGGCUUGUGUGGAGGACAUGUUUCGCAAUACUCACCCCUGUUGAACGAGGUCGGUAUCACAUACACCCUGGAGGAAUUCGAUGGGUCACUCCUCAAGGAGAACGUAUUCCGACAAAAUGCAAGUCCGGAGGUUGAUGCCGCAUGGCACUCUCUGGGAGUGAAUUAUCGCGGUAUUCGCAUACUCGCCGACGACGCAGCAGAGGCGGAUAUCACGAAAGAUCAAGUCAAAAUCCAAGACAAGUAUGGAGGAGGAUAUGUGGCCAAUGUGGAGGGUCUCCAUCACCUUCAGUGCUUGAAUCUCCUCCGCCAGUCUUUAUACUACAACUAUGACUACUACCACACCAAACGCGAGGGAGUGUUCGCCAACAAUGACUACAUAGCUCGCCGCCACGUGUCUCACUGUCUCGACAUACUCCGACAGCAACUCAUGUGCACAGCCGACACCGGUGUCCUCGGCCAAAUCUGGGUCUACCCAGACAACCCGGAGCCGUACGCCGACUUCAACUCCCGCCACCGAUGCAAAAACUUCGACGAGAUCCGCCAGUGGGCCGAAGAUAACCAGCUGCCCGAAAACCUGCCCGAGGAUUUCCUGCAGCGACCCGGACCUGGCGAUCGUAUCUACAAAGAAGUGCCCUAG